This is a messenger RNA of Quercus lobata, 3641 nucleotides long. It is a transcript of the gene GEX2, whose product is annotated as gamete expressed 2. Gene Ontology annotation, molecular function: actin filament binding. Gene Ontology annotation, biological process: pollen sperm cell differentiation; actin cytoskeleton organization. The record is from RefSeq and is a predicted model, not a curated record. The transcript is spliced from 17 exons. Bases 70 to 3477 code for a protein of 1135 amino acids. NCBI's taxonomy places the organism in Eukaryota, Viridiplantae, Streptophyta, Magnoliopsida, Fagales, Fagaceae.
AAUGCGCUUCAUGGAACUGCACGUUACAAAAUUUAGUCAUUCUUUGAACUCUCACUUUGUCUCUCAAUUAUGGCUUUCCAAAUGUACUUACGUUUUGUCAUUUCAGUUCUGGCUUUAUUUUUUAUCACAGUCUCUGGUUCUCACCUUGCAACUUCAGAUAAAGCAUCACUGCCUAAAUUUGCUUUCAGUUGGUUGGAUGAUAAAGACGCUUUCAGGGCUGGUGAUACCGCAACAAUAAAGAUCAAAGUACUGGAACAUGCUGACAAGAUUGACAAAAAUGCUUUUAAUCCCACUCUCACUGUGAAUGGAAAGACGGGGAAUAGUUCUUUUGUAUCUGGGGUUGUUUCGGAUUUCAGGGGUGAUUUUAAUGAUUGGAGAAUCUACUUCACUCCUAUCACUGCUGGUUUAUUCAAUGUGUUUAUUGAAGAGGUCCAUUAUGAAGUGCUGGAUUCAUCCAUGCAUUUCCAAGUUGAACCAGGCCAAAUGCACUUAUCUGUAUGCGUCGCUUCAUGGAUGAAUCUCGUUAAUGAGUUUGAAGCAGGGACAAAAGCAAUAGUUCUAAUACUUCCAAAAGAUGCAUUUGGGAAUAAUAUCUCUUCCACCAGUGAAGAGCCAAAUUCACAUAAUUUUACUAUGUCAGCACUUUAUGCAAAUGGUUCCAUUGCAAGUGUCCCCAACAUCACCUUCAUGGGUUGGAAUGGAUUUGGUUAUAUCGUCAUUGAGUUUGUUGCAGUGCAAGCUGGAGACCUAUUAUUGCGUGUAGAAGGUGACAACGAAACUCUAAAUGGCUCUCCACUUCCAUUUAAGGUGAACCCAGGACCUCUAGAGAUUUCCAAUUGCAUGGCUAAAUGGAACUUUGAGCCAAAUGGGUGGCAAUUAUACUCUAAGAUGGAAAUAUUUAUACACCAGAUGGAUCAAUAUGGAAACCUUGUUCCAGGAUUGUAUGAAUUUGAUGCUGAAGUUGUUGAAAAAGAGACAAAUUUGUCUACACCUGUUGCAGAUUUGCACUUUGAAGAAGUCAUGGCAGGAAUUCAGUUGUUUUCUUUUAGCAAUUCUGAACCAGGGAACUUUUCGCUCACAGUAUAUGAUAGCAAGCAUAACAAAAGCAUUUCCAAUAUGCCACAUGCUUAUACUGUCUUUGUAGGUUACAGCGAUGGGUUAAAAAGUGUUGUCAAUGGUUCUGGUUUAAACAAUUCGAUUGCUGGGAAAAUGGCAGAGUUCUCAGUUUAUUUGAACGAUUUUUAUCAAUAUCCCUCUCCAGUUGAAGUCGAAAGGCUUCAAGUACAGAUUGUAAGGCAAAUUGAUUCCUAUUAUGUAUUGCCAAGCAUAUCCCCUCUGCAUAUCAUCAAUGGCAGUGAACCCACUAGAACAUUAAGAUAUGGUGCCACCAGCCAGAUAGAAAUUGCUCCUUCACCAUCUGUGGACCUGAAUAACACUUCUGUUGGGAGCUCAAAAGUUCAGGCCAGUUCCUUUAAUGUGGCUUAUACACCUGAUAAGAGUGGGAUUUAUGAAAUUCGUGUAUUUUGUGGAAAUGUUCUACUGAAUGGUGGUCAUUCAAUCACCAAGGAAGUAAUACCAGGGGAAGUUAAUGUGUCGCUCUCAGGAGUUCUGAGAUACGCUCCCAAGGUGCCAAAGCAAAUAAAGAAUGAAGUGGUAGUGCAGCUCAUGGAUUCAUUUCAUAACCCUGUUUUGUCAGAACAAUCAAGGCUGAAAUUAGAGAUUGCUUCUGUCAACAAUUCUGGUUUCUCAACUGGGAUGUUUGUGGAUAACAAUGAUGGAACAUACACUGUAAAUUAUCUGGCUAAGGAUGUUGGAACUUAUGAGAUGUGUGCUUCUUUUGAUGGAAAUCGUUUUCUACCCUGUCCCUUUGGGGUCAAUAUAUACAGUAGUGAAUAUUUUCCCAUGGCCUACAAUGAUACAAUACCUGUUUGGGAGGAUGAGUCCAUUGCUUUUGAUGCCUUAGCAAAUGACUACUUUGCUGGCCACAAUGCAAGUAUUGUUCAAUACACAAAACCAGCUCAUGGUUCACUCCUACAGUAUGGAAGGCUUCUUAGAUACACUCCUUACAAAGAUUAUUAUGGGAAUGAUUCUUUUUCUUAUACUAUGUCUGAUAUAAAUGGAAAUCUUGCUAUUGCUGCUGUAAACAUUUCUGUUCUUAGUAUCCCACCCCAGUUUGUUUCCUCUCCAAGCCUACUACAAGCAACUGAAGAUGUAUUAAGUCCCAGGUUUGGGGGUUUCUCUGGGUUUGAGAUAAGAUAUUCAGAUCAGAUGGAGAACAUCUCUGUUAAUCUCAGUGCACAAUCUGGGAUUAUCUUUUUAUCUCCAAUGCUGAUGCAAUUUUGGCAGCCAAUGUGGAGUGGACUCUCUGUAAAUAGAGGGGGUGAAGAAGCGAAGGACUUGAUUUUAGAAGGUUCUUUGGAAGUAAUCAAUUCUGCACUUCAGGCAAUUCAGUAUCUUGGAAAUCAGAACUUCAGUGGAAAUGAUACGAUUCGAGUGUCUACUAGGAACAAGAAUGGAAAAAAUGAUUUGGAUGUUCCAGUUUUUGUGGAGCCUAUUAACGAUCCUCCAUUUAUUCAUGUUCCUGAAAUUAUUAUCCUGAAGGGUAAUGAAGAUGAGACACUGAUUUAUAACAGAGAACAUGACAAGUUUGAGUUCUAUAUUGGGGAUCCAGAUCUUCUUAACUUCCCUGGUGGUGAGAUGAACUUUAUUGUCACAUUUUCUGUGGAAGUUAGUGAUGGAUUUUUGGUCACUAGUUUACCAGCUGAGCUCAUCGAUACAACUGAACUGAAGCUAAAGAACAUUUAUCUUUGGCAACCUCUUCAGACGUAUGUCACUAUCUCAAAACAUUUUACAGUCAAAGCUAAUGGAAUUAGAUUCCGGGGCACAGUGAAUGACUGCAACAAUAUUUUGAAACAGCUGUUUUAUCACGGUGGAGGACAUGGUGCUGUUUUAACACUGACAUUAAAUGAUAUGGGAAACUAUGGGUGUUAUCCAGAUUGUUCUGAAAGGGUAUCAUUGCCAUUAUAUACUGAGGCUGCUGUAAAUCUAAUAAGAAGAAGGCCAAUGAGUUCAUUGGUAGCUCAUUCCCUAGGAUCAGCUAUAGUUGUGGAAUCUUUCAUGGUGUUCUCUCUUGGGGUGUUGCUUCUAUUUUUUACAUGCAAAUGUGCAAUUCUUCUUGUAAAUGAAAGAAGCAGCCGACAGAUGAAGACUUCUGAGCUAUCUAUUGUUCAAAGUUCCCAUGAACAAACUCCAAGUACAACUCUAUCUGAGGAUGCAGUUUACUACACUGGGUGGUGUUCAAGUCCCUUCUUGCUUGGCAGCCAAUUGUCCAACUUUCGCAAGCGCUCCAGCCGUCUAUUUGGGAAAGGAGAAUCUAGCAACGAAGCAUUUGGCUCUUCUAAAUCGUUUGGGGAUCAAAGUCAGCAGACUUCUUUCAUGCCACUUGCCAUUGAAAAGGGACAAAGUGAAACAGCUUGAUAUGUUGUAAAAAUUUAAACUAUGACUUUGUAUAACCUUUUCAAAUGACUUUGUAUAUUUCUUGUUUUUAAUGUACUUUUCAAUUCUCAUUUAUCUGCUCUUUGUUUCUAUAUUGCUAGAUUAAGCUUACUUACCGAUUGUGUCAAGUCCCUGGAAGUUCUUAA